Molecule: messenger RNA, 2080 nt
Organism: Pangasianodon hypophthalmus (striped catfish)
Lineage: Eukaryota; Metazoa; Chordata; Actinopteri; Siluriformes; Pangasiidae
Gene: nudt18
Product: nudix (nucleoside diphosphate linked moiety X)-type motif 18
Exons: 4
Coding region: 112-1098 (328 amino acids)
Molecular function (GO): 8-oxo-dGDP phosphatase activity; magnesium ion binding; 8-oxo-GDP phosphatase activity
Source: RefSeq, a predicted model, not a curated record
AGUUUCAGCUGAUCACUGCGCAGAAGUCGCCUUUCCUGUAAAGCAGCAUCACUCAAUACUGCUGUGCUUAUACUUCUCCAGUGAACCUCCAGUGAACCUCCAGUGAGGAGUAUGGACUCUGUGGAUGAAGAUGUGGAGGAAAAGGUGGAGAAGAUGCUGAACGGAGAAGGGCUGGAGGUUCUAGACUUUGACUCCACGCGUGAUCAUGUGCAGGCUGUAACCCUGAGAAAAAACGUGUGCUACAUAGUGAGCGCUGUCAUCUUCAACACUGAAGGCAAGGUGCUGAUGGUGCAGGAAGCGAAGAGGGAGUGUUACGGUCGCUGGUAUCUCCCCGCAGGUCGCAUGGAGGCGGGCGAGAGCAUCCACGAAGCUCUGCGCAGGGAGGUAAAAGAGGAGGCGGGCUUUGAGUGUGAGCCAAUCACCAUGCUGCUGGUGCAGGAACGGGGCAGGAAGUGGAUCCGCUUCGCCUUCCUCGCCGAGGUCACAGGGGGCAGCCUGAAGACGCCGUCCGAGGCCGACUCGGAGUCGGUGCAGGCUCAGUGGUGGGAUCGAGAGGCUCCUCUUCCUCUGCGCAGCUGGGACAUUGCGUGUCUUAUCGACGCUGGGCUGAGAUAUCGUCAGAAGCCUUGGUUCCCCGUUUGUCACCCUGUGAACUUGCCUUGCUCUGUGGUGUGUCAGAGACUGCUCCUCGUCUUCAGCUGCAAGGAGCGAAUGUGGCUGCUUCUCGCUAAACACACAGCCAAUCCUGAGACGCACACUCGCCUUCCUGUGGCCGUCUCACAGGAAGGGCAUUCGGUCACAUGGGCGGGGAGCAGACUCGUCCAGGAGUGCAUGCGGGCGAUGAGUCACGUGCUGCACGUCAACACGCAUGGGAUUCUGGGAGUGCAGCACGACGGCAGAGUCCUGGGCCAAUCAGACGGGAUCUGUUUCAAUACACUCGUGACUCUGGAGCAUUCAGAAGAGGGGGCGGAGCUUAGCAGCCCACCGCUUUUGGACAGCGAGAGGUACACGUGGCGCGAAGUGACCAAUCAGAGCCUGAAAGGCAAGAUACUGAGGAGGAUAAAGGACAGAUCACUCCUGCCCAUGCACGUUCUCUAAUGAUUGGCUUUGACUAAUUAACUACAACAGAUUUAAGCUAAUGAUCGGUUUGCACUGCUUUCUGACACACUGCAGGGCGUCUCUACAGUGAUCUGCGUGCUUCAGCUGUUGCGGUGCGACAGUGUGCGAAAUGUGCCAUUACUUUCUCACAUCUAUGCUUUUGGAUCCAAAGCACUGUGUGAUGCAGGAUUAUCUCAUCUACUUCCUACUAACUAUUUAUUAACGCUUAAAGACAGGGUUCUGUAUCUGUAGUUGUGACACAGAGUUCAAAAGUUUGCAUAGAGGUGUAGAGAGCCAAUCAGAGUGCAGCAUUUAAGAUCCUGAACAUCGCAGCCAGAAAAGCGUACAAAAUACAUCACACUCCGAGCCCUGUGGGCGGAGGAUCUGAGGCUGAGAUAAGUUCUCCUCAAGACGUCUUUUUAUUUAGAGAAUGUUUUCACUUUAAGUAUACCAAAUUAUAUACAUCUUAAUACCUUUACUGUCUGAUGGUUUAUGUUUUAAAUGUGAAUUAGAAAAUCCCAGGAGUUUCUGAAAUACUUAAACCAGCCUGUCUGGCAGCAACAAACCUCACCACAGUCAAAGUCACUGACAUGAUCACAUUUUCCCCCUGUUUCUGAUGUUUGAUGUGACCUGAAGCUCUUGACCUGUAUGAUUUUAUGAACUGCACCCGCUGCUACAUGAUUGGCUGAUUAGAAAAUUUCAUGAAUGAGCCAGGUAUACAAGUGUUCCUAAUAAAGUGGACUGUGAGUAUAAUGAGAAUAUUCGUAAACGUUUAUUGACGAAAUGGAAGAGCUGCCCAGAGACGUCUAUUUUUUUUCUCAUUACGGAGAAAAAAACAUUUCUAUUCAACGGUAAUCAUGCAUACUACAGAUGCUUUGGAGUUUGCCUUUAAGCGCUAUGACGCAUGGUGAGAAAAAUGUAUCAAGUAUGAGGCAUGAUAGACACUUCUGUUUUGUAAUAAAUCAGUUUACUGAUACAGCAA